Messenger RNA from Oryza brachyantha (malo sina), 850 nucleotides. Its product is annotated as 24.1 kDa heat shock protein, mitochondrial. The record is from RefSeq and is a predicted model, not a curated record. NCBI's taxonomy places the organism in Eukaryota, Viridiplantae, Streptophyta, Magnoliopsida, Poales, Poaceae. The transcript has 2 exons. Bases 71 to 727 code for a protein of 218 amino acids.
CGGCGGCGCCAUUCUUAGCGCAAGAAUCCAAAAGAGAAGCUCAGUUACGCACCGAGAGCAGAGGAGAGCCAUGGCUUCCAUUGUGGCGUCGAAGAGGAUCCCACUGUUCCGCCUCGUGGAGCAGCUUCUCGCCGCGUCGCCAGCCCCAGGCGGCGCUGCCUACGCUCUCAGGCCGGUGGCCGUCGCCGGCGGCUCCCGUGGCUACAACACCGGCGCGCAGCUUCGUCGGUACGAGAGGGACGAGUCGGACGAGGACGGCGGCCGCGAGUACGAGACCAGGCGCCGCACAGGCGACACCCCCGUGCCCGCCUUCUUCUCAGAUGUGUUUCGUGAUCCGUUCGGUGCUCCGCAGAGCCUGGGGCGGCUGCUAAGCAUCAUGGACGACCUGGCAUCGCCGGCCGGCCGUGCCACCGCCACGCUGCGCCGCGGGUGGAGCGCCAAGGAGAACGACGAGGCGCUGCAUCUGAGGGUGGACAUGCCGGGCCUGGGGAAGGAGCACGUGAAGGUGUGGGCAGAGCAGAAUAGCCUCGUGAUCAAGGGCGAGGGCGAGAAGGAAGCCGACGAGGGCGCCGCCCCGCCGAGGUACAGCGGCCGCAUCGAGCUCGCGCCGGAGGUGUACAAGAUGGACCAGAUCAAGGCGGAGAUGAAGAACGGCGUGCUCAAGGUGGUCGUGCCCAAGGUGAAGGAGGAGCAGCGCAGGGACGUCUUCCAGGUCAACGUCGAGUAGGAGGAGAUCGAUCCCCGCAGCGUGCGAAGUUGCAAAUGGAAUCCUCUAGUUUUGCUUUCCAAUAAGCAAUUCGGCGUGCUGUAGUUUUGUUUCCCUAAUCUACGGAGAUCAAAGUUUGGUUUA